AGCUCACCUUUCAUACCGCAGCAGCAGCAGCAGCAGCAGCAGCAGCAGCAGCGGCACAUUGAUGAAAUGCUCAGCCUCCUUAAAUUACCACGAGUCUUCACCAUCAAUCAAGUUCCCAAAGUUUUCCAUGAGGACAGCAUCAUCUCUGGGUACCGACACCCCCGCAGCUCAGCCACAGACUGCAUCCGCAGCCUGUUCCAGCUGACCAAUGAGACGCUCAACAUCUGGACCCACUUUCUACCCACCUGGUACUUCCUAUGGAAACUGGUGACCGUGAUGGUGAUGCAGACGGCAUGGCAGGAUGCCUUCACCUGGCCGCUGGUCAUCUUCCUGUUCUCGUGCUGCGUUUAUCCGCUGGCGUCCAGCUGUGCUCACACCUUCAGCAGCAUGUCGGUGCGGGCGCGCCACAUCUGCUUCUUCUUCGACUACGCCGCCCUCAGCUUCUACAGCCUGGGGUCAGCGUUCAUCUAUUCAGCGUAUGUUUUCCCGGACAAGUGGGUGAACAGCUUCUUCCACCGGUGCUACAUCCCCAUCGCUCUGUUCAACACUGUCAUCUGCACCGCCCUUUCCUGCUACUCCAGGCUUGGUUUACCAUUUCUGCAAUAUAAUCAUGACAUCGUAAAGAGAUUUCCUGAGUGUCAGCGUCCGAGGUUCAGCAAAUGUCUCCGUGUUUUUGCCUUUGCCUACCCCUACCUGUUCGACAACAUUCCACUGUUCUACAGGGUGUUUCUGUGUGUGGGAGAUGGCUGCACAGACAAUGAUACCAACUUCCUCCACUAUCACCACAUCACCUUGGCUUUCCUCACUGGCUUCCUGUUUGCCACACACUUGCCCGAGCGCCUGGCACCUGGCAGCUUCGACUUCAUAGGUCACAGCCAUCAACUCUUCCACGUGUGCGGCAUCCUCGGCACUCACUUCCAGAUGAAUGCGGUGGAGCAGGACAUGGUGACGCGGCGCUCCUGGCUCCUCCAAAACUCCAUUCCCAUUACAUUCUUCAGCACAGUGGGUGUAGCACUGCUCUGCCUGGUGGUGAACUUGAUCAUUAUCAUGCUCUACAGUCUCCCGCUCCUCUCUGCACCAGUUUGCCCAGAAAAGAAAUCUGCUAAAAGUUGAAAGAAAGCCUCUGUCCCAACUGAUGAAUCUCCAGCUUUAGGGCUCAGGCUACAACAAAAGUGCAUUAUGGGGGAUUUAAAGAGAUUGUAAAGGCCACUUCAGGACUAAGAGGAACUGAUGUAAUGUUUAAAUCAAUGAUAAGCUGCAGUCUGCACUAAACUCAUGGUGACUGGUGUAGUAAACAGAAAAUAAGGGCAUAUUUUGCACAAUCAUGCAGUUUAGUAAGUAAGUAAGUAAGUAAAUUUAAUUUAUAAAGCACAUUUACACACAGCAUAAGCUGACCAAAGUGCUGUACAGUGAAAGACUUAAAAAGACCCAAAAUAAUACAAAGUAAUACAAAAAACAUUUGACCAAUAGUCAUCAUUAAAUAAGAUAAAACAUGAAUAGUGAAAUAAGUAACAUACAAGACAGGGCACACAACACAGAAAAUAUAGAGAAAAGCAAUACAGGAUUAGGGAACAAGAAAGGCCAGGGAGUACAGGUGGGUUUUUAGCCUGGAUUUAACAAACCUAUUUGUCAGCAUAAUAGACAAUGAAAGAAAAUGUUUCUGAGGAAAGUUGUUACUAUGAUAAUUCACAAUGCGUGUGCUUUAACACGGCUUGUAACGAGUAAAAGCACUGAGACUAUCCCUCAUUCAAAAAACAGGCAGCUAUGACGAGGGAAUAAAAAAAAUCCCUUGAGGUGCCUGCGCAGUAGCAACUGAAAAGUUGCAAAAUUAUAUUAUGUGAUAUUUGAUAUUUUCAAAUUGUUUGCAAAACUGAAAGUAUUUAGGGACAAAAUAUUAUUUAUUAUGAUUUCUUUUUCUAAUAAACUGAAA
Molecule: messenger RNA, 1930 nt
Organism: Solea solea (common sole)
Lineage: Eukaryota; Metazoa; Chordata; Actinopteri; Pleuronectiformes; Soleidae
Product: membrane progestin receptor gamma-B-like
Exons: 8
Coding region: 67-1113 (348 amino acids)
Cellular component (GO): membrane
Molecular function (GO): signaling receptor activity
Source: RefSeq, a predicted model, not a curated record